This is a messenger RNA of Glycine soja, 2344 nucleotides long. Its product is annotated as AP-5 complex subunit mu. The transcript has 8 exons. The coding region runs from base 87 to 1970 and encodes 627 amino acids. Lineage: Eukaryota; Viridiplantae; Streptophyta; Magnoliopsida; Fabales; Fabaceae. Gene Ontology annotation, biological process: endosomal transport. The record is from RefSeq and is a predicted model, not a curated record. Gene Ontology annotation, cellular component: cytosol; late endosome; AP-type membrane coat adaptor complex.
GAUUUUUCGUAGUUAAAUAAAACAGAGAAUUGAAUUGGGAAAAGAUAAUUUGAAUCCAUCAUAGAGGAGCGGUGCGUUAUGGAGGAAUGAUCGGAGUAGCAGCCAUGCCCAGUGGAUGUAGCAUCAGAGCAAUAUGGAUUCUCAACAACCUUGACGGCGUCGUUUUUUCCCGGAGGUUUCCGGUGGUAGAGAAGCGUUGGCGAGCUGCUUGCAACUCAAACGCCCACAAUGAUACCCAUCAAAUCUUCUCUUCCUUACCCACUGACUCCGACCUCGCUGAUGCUUUUCUCGACCGAAAGCAUAGGGAGGGAUCUGCACGAGGAUUUGGCAUACGAAAGAGUAACUCAACUCUGGGAUCGGAUUCUUGGGUGGAUGAUCCCAUUACUCGCCAUAUCAUCGGUCUUUACAUUAGCAGAGAAGGGGAGGAAAAUAAGAAUCUAUUGUGGCCUUUAAUCUUGCACACAAAGGGCCUUUACAGUAUUCUUAUUCUGCCAUUGGUUGAGCCUAUCCAUUUAAAUGCAUAUGCAAGGUUGUGUAAAAGACCUGAUUGUGGAGCUGCUCUUGGUAUGGAUGACGGCCUGUCUUCCCUCUUACUGGAUCUUCCAUCAGUAACAGGGGCAUUUAUGAUAGCGCAUGCCAUUGGUGACAUAAUUACUGGCGACACAGUAGAACCUGAAGUGAUUGUAAGUGCAGCUCCCUCUGUUGGAGGGCUGUUUGAUUCACUCACUGGUAGUAUAGGCAUCUCUUCCAGGGCAAAACCUGUGGCCCCACCUGUUGCUUCUUCCUCCCCUUCUAGUGCAGCUGUACCAGGAUCAGUUACAGCAGAUGCUCCAAAAAUGGGGUCUAGGUUAUUGGAUAAAGAUGCACUCAGAACAUUUAUCAGUAGUUCAAUGCCCUUUGGCACACCCUUGGACCUUAAUUAUUCCAAUAUUAUUACCAUAAAGACCAACGGCUUUUCGGCAACAGAUUUGCCUCCUGCGGACCAGAAGCAGCCAGCUUGGAAACCAUAUUUAUACAAAGGAAAGCAGAGAAUGUUGUUUACAAUUCAUGAGAUUAUUCAUGCUGCUCUGUAUGAUAGAGAUGAGAUUCCGGAUACUAUAUCAGUUUCUGGUCAAAUAAAUUGUCGAGCUGACUUGGAAGGGUUGCCAGAUGUGUCAUUUCACUUGGCUGGAUUGAACACAGCAAACCUUGAAGUUUUAUCGUAUCAUCCUUGUGCUCAAGUUUCAGAUCAAGGUUUGGAUAAGCAAGGAGUGAUGUUUUCUCCGCCAUUAGGUAAUUUUGUGUUGAUGCGUUAUCAGGCAGCUUAUGCCCUUGGACCCCCCAUAAAGGGAUUCUAUCAGUUGUCAAUGGUUUCUGAGGAUAAAGGUGCAUUUCUAUUCAAGUUGCAUUUAAUGGAAGGAUAUAAGGCUCCUUUGACAAUGGAAUUCUGUACUGUGACUAUGCCCUUUCCUAGGAGGAGGAUUGUAUCUUUGGAUGGGACUCCUUCUGUGGGAACAGUUUCAACUUCAGAGCACUCUGUUGAAUGGAAAAUUGUGACAAGUGGCCGAGGGCUUACUGGAAAAAGUAUUGAAGUGACUUUCCCUGGAACAGUUAAGUUUGCACCUUGGCAAACCCAAAGGUUGUCUUCCUCUAGGUCAUCCUUUGGAAUCACUGCUGACGAGGAUAGUGAUAAUGAGGCAGAAAAUGCUAGUAACAUGGUUAAUGAAGAACAUUUGAUGGGGAAAAUGAACAAGGGUCUUCCUCCAGUCGAUUUAGAGGAGCCAUUUUGCUGGCAGGCAUACAAUUAUGCUAAAGUAUCGUUCAAGAUUGUUGGGGCAUCAGUAUCUGGAGUUGCCGUUGAUCCUAAAUCUGUGAGCAUCUAUCCAGCUGUAAAAGCACCUAUGGAGUUUUCAACUCAGGUUACUUCUGGGGACUACAUUCUGUGGAAUACUCUUGGUAAGUGCCCACAUGUUGCCACAAUAAAAAGGUGAAGUAUGAAUGGCCACCGAGGGAUAUCUAAAUGUGACGGGAACACCAUCAGAUAUCUGAUGGAAAGAAAACUCUGGAAUGAUGUUUUUUAUUCGUUGCCAAGUAUUGUGGAGACACAUGAUUGAAUCUUGCUCCCUAGUGGCUAAUUUAGAAAAUAAGAAAUGUUUUUGGUAUUGUAAUUAGUGACGGGAUUCGUUGCCAAACAUUUGCACAUUUCAUUUGUUGUAAAGUUUACCAUAGAAGCAUAGCAUUUUUGUUAAGUGUUUUUUUUUAUUCCUUAGCUAUGAUUUGGGAGCACAAAAUAGGAAAUACGUUUUUAUUAUUCCAAUUGAGGCAUUCAUGGUUAGUAUCGGAAAUAAAAUUGUAUUGCUUAAUA